Triplophysa rosa is the source of this 1517-nucleotide messenger RNA. Its product is annotated as CD209 antigen-like protein E. The transcript is spliced from 6 exons. Bases 197 to 997 code for a protein of 266 amino acids. The record is from RefSeq and is a predicted model, not a curated record. Lineage: Eukaryota; Metazoa; Chordata; Actinopteri; Cypriniformes; Nemacheilidae.
UCUUUGAAUUUUAAAUAUCGAAUGAAAAGAUCAUAAAGUACCCAGAUUUGACAAUUAUUACUGUGCUCUAACAGCUACAUCAGGAUGAGAAAAUGAUUCAUGUUAUGGGAGUUUCAGAUUUCCGGAUGCUUUACCCACACUGGAACAACCUAAAGCACUGGUACAGUUAUAAUCUGUGACUGUAAAGAAAUUAGAGAUGUGUGAGAUUAUUUAUGGCAAUGUGAUCAGAAUGGAGACUCUUGAAAUGGACAGAGGAGAGAGAGUGGAGAGGACUGUGGCCAUCUAUGAAAGUUCAGAUUCUGUCAGAAAUCAUGAAAAUACAGAGAGACUGCAAGCACGUUCUCAUACAGGAAGUGUUUCAGUGAAGAACAGAAGACACAGAGCAGUUCAAGUGUGUUUGUGGUUGUUGUGUGUUCUUCUGUUGACUGCUGUAGUAGUGCUCUGUGUGUAUUUCACCACUGACAGAAACCGCUUACUAACACACAACUAUAACUUGACCAAAGAAAAAGAGAAAAUACUUACAGAAUACACUGAGAUACUAAAUCAGAACAGAAACAUGACUGAAGAAAGAGAGGAAAUGAAAAACAAGAGCUAUGAGCUGCAACGUGGCCUUACAGAACAAGAUCAGCGCUCUGAUAACUUUAAAUGGAUUUACUACAACUUCAGCUUUUAUUACAUUUCAUCUGAGUUGAAGAGCUGGAGUGACAGCAGAGAAGACUGUAAACAGAGAGGAGCAGAUCUGGUGAUUAUAAACAGCAAAGAGGAACAAGGGUUUUUACAAAAUGGUGUGGCUAAUAACCGUUAUUGGAUUGGUCUGAGAAAUGAUCAGGGGCUGUGGAAGUGGACUGAUGGCAACACAUUCACAACUGGGUAUUGGAACGAGGGACACCCCAGCUCCAAGAAUAAUCUCUGUGCUUCUUUGACUUCAUUAGGAUGGACAGAUGAAUGGUGUAAAUCUCAUAAAAAAUGGAUCUGCAAGAGAAGACUUUUAAAAUAGCUUGUUAAUAAAUAUACAAACAGUAUUUUUAUCAGUAUUAUUGUCACUGGGUUUUGCAAAUAUAUAACCAAUACAACUUAUUAAAAAGUGCUUGUCACAUUUAACAAAACAGUAUUAAAUCAUUAAAAAAGUACAGUGUUUUUUUCCAUUUCCGGAAAAACAGUGAAUUUGGACAUCUGAGGUUUUAGAAGGACAGCAACGAUAUUGAACCGCUGAACUGUUUAUAUUUUCAUAAAACCCUGUGGAUAGACAUCAGAAAAAUUCAAUGUUUAUAUUCACGAUGAGGGAAAUAAUUGUGUAUUAUGGAUGUGACAAAAAAGGACACUGAAGCAAUAAUAAAAGGUGGAAAAGUUUCAAUUCUGAACGUGGCAUAUAUUGAAUAUUAAAUAUUGACAUCUGAGUUAUCUGUAUGACGAAAACCUUUAUUUUUAUGGGAAGGUUAACAUUUGAAUGGAAUUGCCCAUUAAUUCUAUUUAUGUAUGCAUCAGCUUGUAACAAAAACCAAGCGAUGAAUUAUAUG